This is a messenger RNA of Erpetoichthys calabaricus (reedfish), 2872 nucleotides long. It is a transcript of the gene hbs1l, whose product is annotated as HBS1-like translational GTPase. Gene Ontology annotation, molecular function: GTPase activity; GTP binding. Bases 157 to 2214 code for a protein of 685 amino acids. The transcript is spliced from 18 exons. The record is from RefSeq and is a predicted model, not a curated record. NCBI's taxonomy places the organism in Eukaryota, Metazoa, Chordata, Cladistia, Polypteriformes, Polypteridae. Gene Ontology annotation, biological process: translation.
CGCGCCAAGAGGUUGUCGGGACGUUAAGAUGGCGACUGGAGACUGAGGCUAGAGUGUUUUGUUUUUUUUUUUUCUCUUAAUUUCUGUCCGAGGAAGGGCGGCAAAUGUUUUUGACGCCUGAGUGCUCAUAUUUACGGUGAAAAAAAGCAACGCAAAAUGUCUCGACAUCGCAAUGUCCGUGGUUAUAACUACGACGAAGAUUUUGAAGAUGAUGAUGUUUAUGGGCAGUCAGUUGAAGAUGAUUACUGCAUUUCCCCUGCUACAGCUGCUGAAUUCAUCUACUCCAGACGUGACAAACCAUCUUCAUUCACUGAACCUUUGGAGGAGGAAGAAUUUGAGGAAGAGGAGUCUUCUUUGGAGUUUGUGUCACAGAAUCGAGACAAGCUUAGUGGACUUGAUCAAGCUCGACUGUAUUCAUGCCUUGAUAAUAUGCGAGAAGUCCUUGGUGACUCUAUCCCGGAUCCUGUUCUUGUGAAUGCAGCUCUUCAGUCCAACUUUGAUCCACAAAAAGCUUUGGACGUGGUACUUACAGAAGGUGGGCAGAAGUCAAGUGCCCGAAACCAAGACAGUGCUUUAGCAGAGAAGUCAGCCAAAGGAAGAGCAAGAGAUGUUCCUUUGAGUAAGCCGGAUCCAGAGAUUGUGCCAAAAGUUGCUAGAAUGACUGUGUCUGGAAAGAAGCAAACAAUGGGCUUUGAUGUUCCAAGCACAGAAGAAAAUGGUCAGUUGGGAGCAUUUCGCAAAGGGCCAUUGACAGAAGAUGUUGCCUCAGUGUCCAUCCUUACAGAGCCACAAUCCAAAGUAAAUAUUUCCCCACCACCUGCCCAAAAUCUCACUGAGGAACCCCCUGGUCAGCCUACGCCUACAAAAACAACCAGCAAAAACAAGCAACAAAUUAAUGUCAAAGCAGAACUAGAGAAGAGACAAGGAGGAAAGCCACUACUAAACCUUGUUGUUAUCGGACAUGUGGAUGCUGGAAAAAGCACUUUAAUGGGUCACCUCUUGUAUUUGUUGGGAAAUGUUAACAAAAGAACAAUGCACAAGUAUGAACAAGAAUCUAAGAAAGCGGGGAAAGCCUCCUUUGCAUACGCUUGGGUUUUGGAUGAGACCGGUGAAGAGAGAGACAGGGGUGUAACUAUGGAUGUUGGAAUGACAAAGUUUGAAACCAAGACUAAAGUGAUAACACUAAUGGAUGCACCAGGACAUAAAGACUUCAUUCCCAAUAUGAUAACUGGAGCUGCUCAGGCUGAUGUGGCAGUACUUGUGGUUGAUGCCAGCCGUGGGGAGUUUGAAGCUGGUUUCGAGUCAGGGGGACAGACUAGGGAACAUGGUCUACUUGUUCGAUCUCUUGGUGUCACCCAGCUGGUAGUUGCUGUCAACAAAAUGGAUCAGGUGAAUUGGCAGCAGGACAGGUUUCAGGAAAUUUCCACAAAGCUGGGGCAGUUCCUGAAGCAAGCUGGCUUCAAGGAUUCGGAUGUGUCUUAUGUUCCUACCAGUGGUCUAUCAGGAGAGAAUUUAACAUCUAAGAGCAAAGAACCUGAACUCCUCAAAUGGUACAAAGGAUCCUGUCUUUUAGAGCAGAUUGAUUCCUUCAAGCCUCCACAAAGACCUGUUGAUAAACCAUUUAGAUUGUGCGUUUCCGAUGUAUUUAAAGAUCAAGGGUCUGGCUUCUGCAUAACGGGCAAGAUUGAAGCAGGUUAUGUGCAAACUGGAGAUCGAAUUUUAGCAAUGCCGCCUAAUGAAACCUGCACUGUAAAAGGAAUUUCAUUACAUGAUGAGCCAAUCGAUUGGGCAGCAGCCGGAGAUCAUGUUAGUCUCACUGUGACUGGCAUGGAUAUCAUCAAAAUCAAUGUUGGGUGUGUAUUUUGUGAUCCUAAAGAACCCAUUAAAGUGUGUACUCGAUUCCAAGCAAGGAUUCUUCUGUUCAAUAUAGAAGUUCCCAUAACAAAAGGAUUUCCUGUGUUACUGCAUUUUCAAACUGUCACUGAACCUGCAACCAUAAGAAAAUUAGUAAGCAUCCUUCACAAAAGUACUGGUGAAGUGCUGAAGAAAAAACCAAAAUGCCUGACUAAAGGGCAGAAUGCCUUGGUAGAAAUUCAGACCCAAAGACCGGUUGCACUUGAACUUUAUAAAGAUUUCAAAGAACUGGGUCGCUUCAUGCUACGUUACGUUGGAUCCACCAUUGCUGCAGGUGUUGUCACAGAGAUCAAGGAGUGAUCAUGACAUCUGUUACUCCAGUUCCAUGAAACAACUUCACAGCUUUUAAACAUGCAAGAGCUGAAGUGGGCAAAAGUGCAAUUUCAGACCUCUUUGACAUGAACUUCCACCGUAAUUUCCUCCACUAGUGAUGCACUGCCUCUCUCAUUUCCAUGGAGUUUAACCAGAAUGACCUCAGUGUGUGUGGCAUUUGUUUGCACAUGAACUUUUUUUUUUUAUUAUUUUCCAAGAAGCCCAUAAAAAUUGAGCUACAUAGAGUCCAUCCAUGUUUUUAAAAGAAACACUUUACUUUUAUGUGCUGCUACUACCAGAGCUUCCAUUAUCAUGUUUUAAGUUUUGUUUAAAGGGAGUGGUGAGUAGCAGAAUGGUUAAUUGAUGAAGGUGCAAAUGCAAUCAAAAGAAGAAUAUAUAGUGCAGUAAAUAAGUGGUCCUCAAAUGUUACUUGAAUGUGGACAUUUCUCUUCAGAAUGUUACAUUUAAAGGGCAGGCUAAAUGACUUGGAGUGAGGUGAGAACAGACUGCAAAUAGUCUAUUUGCAUUAACUGUCCAAGAUGAGGCUUAAGUUGCCUUUAAAUUCAAAUAAAAAAUAAAUAAAAUUCUUUGGUUGAAGCAUCACCAGAAAUGCCUGCUUUAAUCGGCUUGCCUUUGUACUGUUUUU